Messenger RNA from Linum tenue, 711 nucleotides. The record is from the annotation of a GenBank genome assembly. Lineage: Eukaryota; Viridiplantae; Streptophyta; Magnoliopsida; Malpighiales; Linaceae.
CCGCUUCUUGCCUCUCCUCUCUCGUCUCUCUACUUCUCAACUCCCUCUUCCCGAACUAGUCACAAAAAAGCAGCAAAAAGAGAGAGGUCGCUCAUCCACCUCCCUCCUUGUUUCUUCCGCCUUGUCCUAGAGAAACGAAAUCGUAAUCCUCUAGCCGCCGCCACUCUCUCUCGUCAUUUCUACUUCCCCUCUCCUAUUCAAGAAAACGAAGACCUAGAUAUUCUCUUCUCUCCAAACGCCGGCUCCUGCUCUUCCUCCUCUCUAGAAACGGCGCGGGAAAGAGAGAGAAACGACGACGGUGAUGGGGACGGCGAUGAACGACGCCGGUGACGACAAUGGAGGCGACAUCAAAGGUGCGUGGAGACCGCCGAUCCCGGGUUCCGCCGGCGGCGACAGAGACCAAGGAGGGCUCUGCGACGACUAGGUCGGAGUUCAAAGGUUGUUUUCGACGAACAAGGUUAUGAAAAUGGACGGAUCUAGGUUUGUUAUUUGGUUUGGGCUCAAAGAGAGGAGAAAAGGAGCCCAAUGACUUCAAUUGAUGAGUCGGCCCAGUUUGAAAUGGUGUCUCAAACUUCAAAUUUUGUUGUUGUUAGGAGUAACAGGCAAUCAUUGUAAUUAGUUUUAGUUCUUGAUUUGGUACGUCAUUACACAUACUUUGUACCAUGUGUUUAAUUUAACUAUAAAACUUUUGCCUCCACUUCAUCUACCACG